AGAAAAACUKGACCUAGCGGCAAUAGGUCCAAAAUCAACUGUUCUCCACUGUAUCUGCACUAGUCAUCGUKCGUUGARCAGUGUUUGUAAUACUUAACUGGAAUAYCUCUGCAAACAAUGGCCACUUGGCUGGUUCUUAUUGCCGCAAUCUUCAUUAAGGAUUGUUUAGCCGUUGGUGAGACAAACCUGGAUAACGUGAAGACAGUUUACAGUAAAUACAAGAAGAGAUCGUAUGGUGAUGGCACCUAUUAUGGAAUAUACCCCGUUGGCAAAGGKGCCUGCACACUGGAUCCUCUGUCUCCACUCGCCAAUCAACCCGGAUGGAUUAGAGUUGCAACUGGUGGACCGAAUUACCAGUCUUCUCUCGGUUGUGGCAUGUGUGUCGAGAUCCACGGUAAAGGAGAUGGACUGGGCCUAGAUCCAAUCAAAGGAACARUCAAGGCAGUAGUUCACGAUCUUUGCGAGGGAUGUCCAAAAGAAGGGUCGAUGGAUUUGUACAYUGAAGGCGAUGGAAGAUGGAAAAUCAGCUUCGUUGCAGUCGACUGUCCAACUGUUCCUGGACAAGCUGGUAACAUCCAGUUUAGAUUCCAAGGGAGCAAUCCAUGGUAUAUUAAACUACAAGUUAGAAAUUCUAAAAUACCAACUGCUGGUUUAGAAGCUGUGAUCGGUGGAAGAUUCCAUUGUCUUAAACGCUCAACUGACAAUUUCUUUGUCGGUAUGGGUCUGGGACGAGUCCAUUUUCCUCUGAGGGUGCGUCUAACAUCUAUCUCAGGCGAGCAAGUGGAAGCAUCCAUUCCCGACCUUAAAAACGACWUUUCUUAUCCCAGUACAGUACAGUAUUCUGGUAUCAACACUGGGGGUGGCCCAUCUGGUAUCAAGUGCUUCGGACAAGGCGACAAAGCACCUUAUCCUUCAGGAGGGAUGGUGCCAGGACCUAUUCCAACCAGCGGAGGAGGCGCUACAAACCCUCCUGUCACUCUUCCUACCCAAGCCCCAACAAUGGCGCCUACACCAGUUCCUCCCACUACUUCAGGUGGAAGCGGAGGAGGAUUCUGCCAAGGAAAGCCCUCUGGAGUCCCAUUGGCUGAUCCCAAUGAUUGCCAUGGAUUUUUUAUUUGCUCCUCAGGCAAGCCAGUUAAAUUCAGCUGCGGUUCGGUAUUGAAAUUUAAUCAAAAAGCCAACGGAUGUGACCAUCCACAAAAUGUCCAGUGCUAGAAUAUGAUAGUAACUUGAUGAUUGUAGUUGAAACAGGGCUGGAAUUCAUGUAGAUCUCAAGAAAUUAAACUGCUGUUUUAUAAGCCACUCGUUUAGACGAAUUUUUUGGAUGGAAUAUGUAAUGAUUUGUGUUGUUGGGAAAAAUAAAGAGAC
Messenger RNA from Exaiptasia diaphana, 1368 nucleotides. RefSeq lists its product as uncharacterized. Gene Ontology annotation, molecular function: chitin binding. The record is from RefSeq and is a predicted model, not a curated record. The transcript has 8 exons. Gene Ontology annotation, cellular component: extracellular region. Lineage: Eukaryota; Metazoa; Cnidaria; Anthozoa; Actiniaria; Aiptasiidae. Bases 118 to 1215 code for a protein of 365 amino acids.